Symbiodinium sp. CCMP2456 is the source of this 1077-nucleotide messenger RNA. NCBI's taxonomy places the organism in Eukaryota, Dinophyceae, Suessiales, Symbiodiniaceae. The record is from the annotation of a GenBank genome assembly.
AUGGUCGCUCUGAUAAUGCAGGGGCAAGAAGCACCAUUCAGGUACCGAACAUACCUUACUUUGCACAUCGUGAUGGCAUUUGUAUUGUCGGCCAUUGGCCUCUGGCUCUGGCAGAAGGAUGCCUUGCCCUCCGUGGCCCACUUCCUCGAAGACCCAAAUCGAAGCAAUGAGCUAAUUGUCCUCUUCUCCUGGAUACCGCUCUUUGGCUUAGCAGCACCGAUGCUGGUUAUCGGGAGCGCACAAGACAUUGCUGACACCUCCCUACAAGUGCUUGGUUUCCUGUUGUACCUUCCAGUGCUGGAGGAACCGCUCAACGUGAGUGUGGCGUGGGCUUCAUACGGUGGCCUCGCCAUGGCAAGAGCUCUGCAGCUUUGCACGUCUCAUUCUGGAAUGCCGGUCCAGCUCACACCGUUCCUUCGGCAUGUCCUACAAUUGGAAUUCGGUGUCUUUGUGACAAUGCGUACCAGGAUAUGGUACCUUGGGCGACAGUGCUCGCCUCUCACACUAUCCAGUUUGAAGGAUUCUGCAGAGGUUGGGCCUUGCGUCGACCGUCACAGCAUUCGACGUCGGCUCGUGUUGCAGGAGCCAUGCGUACUACCGGAGCAGGGACUGGGUUUUGCCGCGAGAAUGGUACUGGAUUUCCGGGGCCGGAGGGAGCUGUACAAAGCGGAGUUGAUUGGCCGGUUUAUGUGGGCUGUCCAUCUCCACAAACAGAAGCAGCUGAACCCUGACGUGUUACUCCGCAUCCUCGCUUUUCUGCAAGAGUCGGACAGGCCUUUCACAAGCUUCCUGGGGCUACUGGACGAUGGCCUGACCCAAGUUUCGGCGAGCCAUCGGACAACGCAGGCUCGGUCACAGUCCUUGUCUUCGAUGUCGUCCAUAGCAUUCUUGCAGAAAGUCUUGCCUUUGCGGCUGCAGCGCCUCUUCGCGCAACCUGCCGACAUGGGCGCCGCCGAAGCCGAUGAUGAGACGGAGGCAAGUAUGACGGGCGUCUCGGCGCUUCCCUGGGUGGCUGCGGGCCUAGGGUUUCUGCUUGGGGCUAUCACCGUCCUACAGCACGCCGGUUCCGUUUGGUGA